AAAGAUAAUUGAUUUGAAAGAGAUAAUAUGUUUAAUUGAUUAGCCUUGACCAGGACGUUCUUUGAGGUUGCAACAACAGCUACAUCAGCAGCUUGGUUACUUGUGGCAUCAUCGCAUGAUUGAGCUGGAGAAGCACCAACUAGCUAGUUCACGCCCUUGCUGUCCAGCAUUGGAAUUAGAAGUCCCUUUAAACAGUGCAUGUGCAGUAUGAGCUGUUCCAUUCGGUGGAGACAGUCCAGCUCCUGCUGCACCAACAUGCUGUGCAUGCACAUCAUCCAAGCCUCCUACUGUACCAAACUGCGCCAGUUUAGUGGCUGAAUCAGUAGCUGCUUCACCAGCCAGCUGCCUUUUCUUUUGACGGAACAUAGUUGGAUCACCAUGCUGGUUAACUUUGGAUUUAUCCGUUACAUGAUCAGUCCCUUCCUCCACACUUCACACAAGAACCUUAAAGAAGCCUAACACAUUGAAAAAAAAAUAACUCAACACCUUUGUUGCAUGCACAUCAUCCACAACCUAGUAUUGAACCUCCACCCCCACUUGUACAUCAAUGUAGAACAUUACCUUCCCCGACAUGUCAACCUCGAACCUUAAAGUUGAGGUUAUUUUCCACCAACAAAACUAACUCUGCACCUCAACUAAAUCUGCCACCUCCACCUGAAUCUCAAUUUGAUUCUCAUCCUACACAUCCACCUCAAUCUCAUAGUCAACCGACACAUGCUUCUAAGCCUGAUUCUCAACCUUCACUUGCAUCACCAUUUGGUUCUCAGCCUAUACUUAGUAAUGAACCAGAGUCUGACUUUGAUAGUGAAGUGGAAGCAAAUGAAAACAUUGAAAUUCAAAAAUCGCAACCUAUAGCUCGUAAGAGAGCCUAGACAGUUGAUGUGAUUGAUGACCAAGGCACAAAGAACACAAAGUCACUUACGGUGAAUGAUGUUUGGUCGUUGCCUUCUAAUGAAAGGGUUGUUGUAGAAUGGAAUGAUGAAGACCAAGCAAUUGCAGAUAGUGGAGCAUUGUUAAAUAGGUUCUUAGGUCACCUUGCAAGAGACUCUGAUGUAUUCCCUAUCAGUUAUACUAGUUGGAAGAAGAUUCCUAAAGACUACAAGCAAAAUGUACUUAAGGACAUCAUUCAAGCUAAGUUUGAAGUUGAGCAUGAUCUUCACGUGGCUUAUAUCUUCAAAUCACUUAACAUAAAAUAGAGAGAGCAUCGUUAAGAAUUGUGGCAACAAAGGGAUGAUGGAACUCAUAAUAGAGAUCAAUUGAUUGCAAUGGUCCCAGAAGGAUUAAAUAAAGAUCAAUGGGCAUCUUUUGUAGACUAUCGUUUAGAUUCAAAAACUAAGGAAAAAGCCCAAAAAAAUAAAGAGAAUAGAAAAAAGCAAACAAUUCCCCACACAGGUGGUUCCAUGAGCAUUGCACGCAAGAAGCAAAAGAUGGAAUUAGAGUGUGGCCGCAAAGUUAGUAGGGGAGAAAUAUGGAUAGCAACACAUAAACAUGCUAAUGGGGAAUUCGUGAAUGAUGAAGCCAAAGAAAUUGGAGAAAAAAUUGAAUCAUAUGAAUUGAGUGGAAGCAUUUCAAAAGACAUAUCAAGUCAAGAUUCCUUAGCUCAAACUUUAGGAAGUCAAGAACAUUGUGGACGUGUUCGAGGAUUAGGAUUAGGACCUUGCCCAUCCCGUGUGUUUGGACACACUGUACGCUCAUAUAGUGGGAUAUCCUCAUUUUCUCCUUCUUGUAGAGAGUUACAAAAUGAGGUUAUUGAAUUGAAAUCACAAAUGGCUGAACAAAAUCAGAAAAUAGAGGAACAAAAUAAAAGAUUUGAGACAAUGAUGAAUUUUUUUGCACAGAAUUAUCAAGGCAAAGGCUUCCUGACUUGCCUGUAUUUCAAUCUUCACCGGUAUCUGACCAAGGAAGUGCACAACCAAUUAAUGUCCCUAAUCAUUCUCCAACAAAUUCUCAAGAUAGAAAAUAGGGAUAUAUUUGUUAGGGAGAGAUGUUGACCUUUUUGUUUUACGAAA
Messenger RNA from Cajanus cajan (pigeon pea), 2009 nucleotides. NCBI's taxonomy places the organism in Eukaryota, Viridiplantae, Streptophyta, Magnoliopsida, Fabales, Fabaceae. The record is from RefSeq and is a predicted model, not a curated record.